This is a messenger RNA of Bactrocera latifrons, 4810 nucleotides long. RefSeq lists its product as uncharacterized. The transcript has 7 exons. Bases 1229 to 2452 code for a protein of 407 amino acids. The record is from RefSeq and is a predicted model, not a curated record. NCBI's taxonomy places the organism in Eukaryota, Metazoa, Arthropoda, Insecta, Diptera, Tephritidae.
AUGCGAAUAUUUUGUGUGAAAGAGUGCAAAAGUAUGUUUCUGGUGCAUAUAAGCAAAUAGUACUUGUUUACCUGCAGCAAUAAGGUGGCCAGUCUGGUCUUAUUCACUUAGCCGUUAGAAAAGUGCCGGCCCAACAGAUUUAAACGUAUAAAUUAUGAAUGAAAAUAGUGAAGGCAAAUAUAGCAAAAACAACGCUCGUAAAGCUAAGUGCGUGACAACAAAUAAUUUGUUAUUGCUUUGUAGUAAUGGCGGCGGCAGCUCCGGCUAAGCCAACUGCAGCGGAGAUAGCGUUGACGUUAACGCUGACGGUCGUUCCAAUUGCGGUUGAUGCGCGUACGUCGUGCACGUUGGCUUUGUUGAUGGCGUCUGUGGCGGCAGCGAUAGCGGCUUAAAACCGCACCACAAACACUCCUUCCGCGUAGUUAGUUUGCUAGCCAGUCAGUCAGCUAGCUAACUCGUCUAACUGCUCUAGCUACUACUAUCGUAGUGCCUGCGUAUGCGGUUAUCGUGUGCUCGUUUAUGAAUUGUUGCUUCGAAUUGCUGAUUAUUGUCGCUUUGCGUUUGCGGUUGUGUGUGUGCGUGUGUGUACGUGUUUAGUUAGAAUCAAGUGCGUGCCACGAGUUUAGUACUUGCCAUUUACGUACGUGGGUUGGCACGAUUAUACCGUGUGAGUAGCACACGGAAACGGCUUAUUGAGUGUUAUUGCUGUGCGUCUUUUCGUGUAUGCGCGGGGCGUGACGUGCGGCAGCAAUUAGUGAAAAUAUACAGCAUUAAAUUCAAAAUAAGCUCAAGUACUACGUAAUUAUUUCGAAAUUAAUUACGUACAUCCAAAUGAAGAAAUCAAGUCAAUCGCAACAAUAAUUAUGACCAGAAAAUAAAGGGAAGCACUUUUGAAAAAUAUGAAAAUAAAUAAAUGUGAAAAAGACGAAAUGGCAAUACUAUUUACUAAAGCAAUUGCUUCUCUGUUUCUGAAAUAUCUCUAAAUGUGUACAUAUCUACGAACUAAUAUCGCCGAAUACUUUAGCUAAAACAUUAAUUCAUACAUAUGCACACAGCAAAUGAAAAAAUGCAAAGCAGAAGCAAAAUAAAAAACUAACGGGAAUUGUGUUAAAACGAAAAUCGACGAAACGCCGACACACAGACCGAAAUCUGUUUUAGCCGGAUUUUCAACCGAAUAAUAAAACCAAAGACAAAAGCGGUUUCAAAAGAAAAAAACAUCAAUUGUUGAAUGUUCGCCAGCAAAACAGAUUUUUGCAUUCGCUUAAUCCAGAACUCUGCAAUACUCAUGGCAAAAGUAAGAGCAUUCAACAUAGCGGAUACUGUUGUUCGACGCAGCAACGCUAGCACCGGCAAGUCCUUAGGCGCUGUGGCAGCUAUCUCGCUCAAAUGGAUUCUCCUAUGUUCCUGCUUCACAGUGUUCGAUAGCAGCCACUGUUUGUCCAUGACGGAAGUGCGUAUACCGAAACACAUCAUGCGGCACGAGGACGCGAUGCUGGGCUGCAAAUACGAUUUGGAUGGCGAAUCACUGUACUCGGUGAAGUGGUAUAAGGACGGUUUUGAAUUUUAUCGCUAUGUACCGCGGGAUAUGCCGCCAGGGCAAGUGUUUCCACUGCCGGGUGUUGAUGUCGAUCUGCUCAACUCAACAGAUAAUGUGGUGGUGUUGCGACGCGUCACUUUACAGUCAACUGGGCGUUAUCGAUGCGAAGUUUCCGGUGAAGCCCCCUCCUUCCAAACAGUUUCAGGGCAUGAGGACAUGAUUGUCGUCGUUACACCAAAGCAUGGACCGCAAAUCACCGGUGGCCAGCCGCGUUACCAAAUUGAUGACAUUGUGCGCGUGAAUUGUACAUCAGCACCGUCCAAGCCGGUGUGUCAUCUCAGUUGGUUAAUUAAUGGUGUACAUGCGAACCGGACAUUCCUGCGGCCAUACGAUCCCAUAAUUGUCGGACGUGAGGGCUUGGAGGUGGCGCGACUSGGGUUGGAGUUCCGAGUGCGCAAAAAAUUCUUCAAACAUGGUGACAUGAAAUUGAAAUGUGUGGCAAAAAUAUCUUCGGUAUAUUGGCAAAGCAAUGAAGAAAGCGUGGCACAUGAGAAACAUCAGAAGAUACCCGUACUGGAAUCGCGCGAAACCGUUGUGGCCAAGUCACGAUUGCGUGACAAAGCAUUAGAAGAUAAUCAACUUAAAAAUGCCGGCACGUCAUCAGCAGCCACAUCAUCGGCGGCAGCGUUCUUGCCAUUAGCGUUUCGUAAUUCGAUACUUUUGCAUAUCACACCCACAYUGYUGCUGCUUGCGCUGCCCGACUUAGYAGCCAUGCUGCCACUGUUAAUAGCAUUUCUGUGUCAAUAUUGGCAAUUUAAUAUUUAUGUGCGCCAACCAAGCUAUCGAUUGCCGGUAUGUUACGGCUAYAGCAGCUACUGGUGUUGGUCGCACAGCAUUCGAACCGUUGGCAGAUGACAAUUAGCUGUGGCAUAUUAAAUAGGAGCGCAAGCGAUGGCAGUUGCAGUGGCAGUGGGAGCAACAGCUAGAAGACUGUUCGGUCAUCAUCAUUGAUUAGUAUAAAUUGUUGCAGAUUAAUAUAAUUUUUUUCGUUGUCAAUUAAUUGUUGAUAGGUUCAUCUCUAGUUGGGUAGAAUUGCUAGCACUUAAAUAAAUAUGUGAGUACGCGAAAGAAUAGAGGCAAGGAAAGAGAAAAUGAAAGUGAGCUGAAGGAAAUCAUUUGUGACUAUUAUUGACUUAGUUUUAAUAGAGAAAAAGAAAUAGUAGAAUAAGAGGAAUAGUAGGAUAAGAGAGGAAACGUAGUUAGUUGAGCCUUGCUAACUGAAAACAUAUUAUGUUGGAAAUGAAGCUUAGAAUUUUAGAAACAUAUUUGGAAAAAGUUAGGCUAGCUAAUUGGUCUUACUUUUCUACAUAAUGCAGAGAUCGUUAGAACUUAAAACCUAUAAAAAUAUUAGCAAAAUUUAAAAGUGUUUGAUUAAAAUCGAAUUCUAUUGACUUAAAAUAAAAAAAUUUUUUCUCUAAAUUUCUUUGUUUCAAAAUCCAUUUAAAUUUCUUUAAUCCACAUUUAUAUCAAUUAAUACAACACAAUAUUUGUAAAGAAAGUGUUCUAAUGUAUAAUUUUACCUUACAGCAAUAUAUUUGAAGCAUUGCAAUUGUGACAAGUUUCCCAAARUUAUUUGCUAAGUUUAUUGGUAUAACAAGUGAGGAAACUAAUUAAUUUCUGAUCAAUCUGAAUCUUUAUUAUCGCCUUUAACACAAGCUUGGAUCGCUUAAUCAAACUUUCUGUACACUUAUUACGGGUCUUGGCUGAAGUGGCCUUCAUUGUCUUCAACAGUUUCCAAAACAGAAACAGGUCWGAAAGAGCCCAAUCUGGCGAAUACGAGAGCAGAACUCGCGUUUGGCUAAAAUGUCAGUCACAAUCAUGCUUGAAUGUGAUGGUACACCAUCGUCGAAAAAAAUCCAAUUUUUUKCUCAACAGGCAGGCUUGAACGUGGAGCGAAUUCAUGAUGAACCAUACAACGAUAAUAAAAAAACGAUGAGCAUCAUCUUGAUUUUUGACCGACUUUGACUGUAUUUUUCGGGUUCGGAUUGUUUACAGCGCCAUUCGCUAGAUUGUUGGAUAGUUGCGACGUUGCAUUCAUAACCCCAUGUCUCGUCAUCAGCAAUGGAGCGAUUGAUGAUAGUUUUGUUAUCUCGACUCCUUUUGAUUUUUUCGAAAGGCUCAGACCUUAUGCUAUGAAUUCCAGUAUUGACACGUGUAAUACCCAAAAUAUUCAGCCACAAAUGUUACGUCGAACCAUAAGAGCUUUUGAGAUCCUCUGCUACCCCUCUGUUGCUAGCACGAUCAYUUUCAAGCACUGUUUCUUAAACUUUUACAACGUUAUCGUUAUUUAAAAAGGCGGGUGGACGAGUAMUUUGUGGAGCUCACCUUAUAAUAUAGUUGACACCCAAACUUUAAGCGUCAUAAACAAAGAAAUAUAAACCAGAUAUGUACUAUGUAGAUCAAAUUACCCACAAACUUAAGAUAGGGUUGUAUCAAUCUAGGAUAAAAGUAUUUAUCGAUUCGGUUUUCGUGCCAAAUUUGAAAGGACUASUYCGUGUUAGAUUUGAUCAGAUGCGGUUUCUGCUUGUUUUGUUUAUUAUAAUAAUUUUUCUCAAAAUCUUGAUAUAUGUUAUCCAGCGCUAUCGUAAAAGUGAAUUCAUUUCUUCAGUACACAAACUAGGCAACUUAAWGUAUAUUUGACUACAUAUCGAACAACUCAUGCACAUUUCUAUAAAUAGUGCAAUCUUUAUAUGUACAUACACUUGAAUUACUUUAAAAGUACAAAAUUUAUUAGUGUAAAGCAUGAAAAGCUAUUUAAGUUUAAGUGUUGAAAGUUAUUGCUUUUUGGUGGUUAAAGUAACUCAAAGCGAAAAAAACAAAUGUCAUUUAUUAAAAACUAAGAGCAAUUUGUAAAUAGUAUGUAGUAAAAUAUAAAGUCUAGCAGAAAGUAGAUUAAGACCAGCUUGAGAGUAAGAAAUAAAUGCAUAUGUAUAUACGUGUAAGCAUUGCGUCUAAGCGCGCAUUAUGAAAUAUAGUUUUAGGCGCCGAGCUAUAUUGAGAAUAUAGACAGAUUCAUGCUCCAAAUAUGAUGUGGGCGUCAUAUUGGUGUCUUUUGAUUUAUUUACAUUUAUUCCCGAAAGGCGAUGGGUUGAACUAUUUUAUGUCGCUAUAAUCGAUGAGAUGACAUACAUAUGUAUGCUCAAAAUGUUCCUUAAAGUUUAGUAGUUUAAUAACUAUUAAAUUUUCAAUUUWAAAUAUUUAAUUAAGUAUAUA